CUGUCUCACAGUUUGGAGGCUGGUGUCUGAGCUCAGCUGCACGCUUAUUUUUACGCGUCGGUGUCUUUAAGACGCGCCGCCGUCCCGCUCGAGUCACGCCUCUGGCACCGCUCGCGGCACGACACCAUCCUGAACGGCUGCACGCACACGGCGAACGGACCAGAACCGCCACCCGAGCGGAGCCUCGAGCCGGAGGGCUGCAAAUACGCACGAUUACACAGCUUUGGCCACGUCCACAUGCGUUGGAGAAGAUCUGGGGGUGCCACAAGGGUUUAGUCAGACAAAAUCAUCUCCCCAUCUAAACUUCUGAGUAGGUGUGUGUCUCUCCCGUCUUGGAGCCAGCAGGAUGAGGUCCGGGUUCCUCCUCGCGCUCUUCUUCCUGGAAGGAGUUGCCGUCAUCAGCGCCUGCAACAAAGCGCUGUGUGCCAGUGACGUUAGCAAGUGCCUGUUACAGGGCCUGUGCCAGUGUCGGCCAUCAGAUGGAAACUGCUCCUGCUGUAAAGAGUGCAUGCUGUGUUUGAGCACACUCUGGGAGGAUUGCUGCGCGUGUGUGGGUAUGUGCAAUCCCAGGAACUACAGUGAAACCCCGCCCACCUCCAAAAGUACAGUGGAGGAUCUGCAUCGACCAAUCCCCUCUCUCUUCCGGGCCCUCACCGAGGGCGACACGCCCAUCAACAUGAUGGUUGUGUCCUUCCCCGUGGUCGAGGAGCUGUCUCACCACGAGAGCCUUGUCUCCUUCCUGGAGACGCUGGAUGAGCAGCAUCACAACAUCUCGUUGCCUGGCAGCCGCUUCCACGGCAACUACGACAAAGAUAACCUGUGCACGGUGGUCUACUUUGACGACUGCUUGUCCAUACGCCAGUGUAAGCAGUACUGUGAGUCUAUGGGCGCCUCGAAGUACCGCUGGUUCCACAACGCCUGCUGUGAGUGUGUGGGGCCCGAGUGUCUGGACUACGGCAGCAAAGCCGUCAAAUGUGUGAACUGCCUCUUCUGAGAGUGCACGCCUGGAUUAGCACCGCCGCUGAGCUGCGUGGGCCAGCCUGCCCUCUCUUACCCUCUGUUACCCUCUCCUACACUCUCUUACCCUCUCCUACCCUCUCCUACGCUCUCUUACCCUCUCCU
Molecule: messenger RNA, 1122 nt
Organism: Electrophorus electricus (electric eel)
Lineage: Eukaryota; Metazoa; Chordata; Actinopteri; Gymnotiformes; Gymnotidae
Gene: twsg1a
Product: twisted gastrulation BMP signaling modulator 1a
Biological process (GO): regulation of BMP signaling pathway
Source: RefSeq, a predicted model, not a curated record